Eleginops maclovinus (Patagonian blennie) is the source of this 5368-nucleotide messenger RNA. RefSeq names its product potassium voltage-gated channel, Shal-related subfamily, member 3 (gene kcnd3). Gene Ontology annotation, molecular function: protein binding; A-type (transient outward) potassium channel activity. The transcript has 8 exons. Gene Ontology annotation, biological process: protein homooligomerization; potassium ion export across plasma membrane. The record is from RefSeq and is a predicted model, not a curated record. Lineage: Eukaryota; Metazoa; Chordata; Actinopteri; Perciformes; Eleginopidae. Gene Ontology annotation, cellular component: dendritic spine; postsynaptic membrane; voltage-gated potassium channel complex. Bases 353 to 2269 code for a protein of 638 amino acids.
AGGCAAGACGGUGUGUACGGCGGAGCCCUCUCAUCAAAUCUCCUCUCGCAUAAUGGAAACUGAAUUAAAACAUCUGUGGUACGUCGGUCUCCGGUACUUUUCCGCUUUCACCUCAGCAGUCGCCUUACGUCGCUCUCCUCUUUGCUAAAAUAACUUCUUCUUUCCUGGUUAUGUUUUUUUCCCAGACACGCUUUCAGAAAGACCAAACCUGCGAUUUGUAACUAAACUGCUCUGGAACAAGGUCGUUUUUCUUUGGAUGGAUAUUUUUUCAGUCGAUGGUGAAUGAGCUGAAGUCAAGCUGGUUGUGAAGGUGCUGGACUUGUUCCCCCCUAAGCCCCAAGCCGGACAAAGCAUGGCGGCAGGAGUAGCGGCAUGGCUUCCCUUUGCCAGGGCGGCAGCAAUCGGCUGGAUGCCUGUUGCCAAUUUGCCCAUGCCAGUCGCCCCCACUGAGAAGAACAAGCGGCAGGAUGAGCUCAUCAUUCUUAAUGUCAGUGGACGCCGCUUUGAGACUUGGAGGAACACGCUGGACCGCUAUCCAGACACACUUCUGGGGAGCUCAGAGAAGGAGUUCUUCUACAACGAGGAGACCAAAGAGUACUUCUUCGACCGUGACCCUGAUGUGUUUCGCAGCGUGCUCAACUUCUACCGCACAGGCAAGCUCCAUUAUCCACGCUACGAGUGCAUAUCCUCCUAUGAUGAGGAGCUGGCUUUCUUUGGCAUCAUCUCAGAGAUCAUCGGGGACUGCUGCUACGAAGAGUACAAGGAUAGGAAGAGGGAGAAUGCAGAACGUCUGAUGGAUGACCAGGAGGACAACAAGGAUGCUAAACUGCCCAAUAUGACCUUCAGGGAGACCAUGUGGAGGGCUUUUGAGAACCCCCACACCUCUACCAUGGCUCUGGUCUUCUACUACGUCACUGGCUUCUUCAUUGCUGUUUCUGUUAUUACCAACGUGGUGGAAACGGUGCCCUGCGGCACGGUCCCCAACCAGAAGGAAGUGCCAUGUGGUGAGCGCUACACUGUGGCCUUUUUCUGCAUGGACACGGCCUGCGUGAUGAUCUUUACCGUGGAGUACCUGAUGCGCUUGUUUGCUGCCCCGAGUCGCUACCGCUUCAUGAGGUCAGUCAUGAGCAUCAUCGAUGUGGUGGCCAUCUUGCCCUACUACAUUGGCCUGGUGAUGACUGACAACGAGGACGUGAGUGGCGCUUUCGUGACACUCCGUGUUUUCCGCGUAUUCCGCAUCUUUAAGUUCUCCCGUCACUCGCAGGGCCUGCGCAUCCUGGGCUACACUUUGAAGAGCUGUGCCUCGGAGCUGGGCUUCCUGCUUUUCUCCCUCACUAUGGCAAUAAUUAUCUUUGCUACCGUCAUGUUCUACGCAGAGAAGGGUUCAAGCUCCAGCAAAUUCACCAGCAUCCCAGCCUCCUUCUGGUACACCAUCGUUACUAUGACAACACUCGGGUAUGGAGACAUGGUUCCUAAGACGAUUGCAGGAAAGAUCUUUGGUUCGAUCUGCUCGCUGAGUGGGGUGCUGGUGAUUGCGCUGCCCGUACCUGUCAUCGUGUCCAACUUUAGCCGCAUUUAUCACCAGAACCAGAGAGCAGACAAGCGACGGGCUCAGAAAGUUCAGAAAGCACGUUUGGCCAGGAUACGAAUAUCCAAGGAGGGAACCUCCAAUGCCUUCCUCCAUAGCAAACGCAAUGGCCUGUUCAACGAAGCUCUGGAGUUCACGCAACUUCCAUACAAGAUGAACCUUUCAGAACAGAGUUCCACUGAGGAAGAGCAGCGGUUAAGCAAGUCCACCUCUCUACUAGAGAGCCAGCACCACCACCUGCUGCACUGUCUGGAGAAAACCACCAACCAUGAGUUUGUGGACGAGCAGUAUUACCAGCAGAGCUAUCUGGAGGCGGGGCUUCAGAAUUACCCGUCUCGAAGCCCCUCCCUCUCCAGUCAAGAUGGCGUGACGGGCACCUGCUGCACCCGCCGAAGCAAGAAGCACCACACCCCUUUACAGAACGCCAGUGCCCCAGCACUCAUGCAGCCUCUGACACACAAGCACACACAUCAACUAGGCCUGCAGGAGCUCAGCACCAUCCACAUCCAGUCCCUCAGUACCAGCCGCUCCAGUCUGAACAUGCGAGUAGAUGAGCCAGCCUCCCUGAACUGCCAGAGCAACCAGAUCACCACAGCCAUCAUCAGCAUUCCCACACCGCCAGUGGCAACUACUGAUGGCGAUCUGACCCACCAUAACGUUGUGAAGGUGUCAGCACUGUGAAGACUAAAGUGCAGCCGCCUCACAUAGAAAGACAUAAAAAGACUCAUUGAGACAGACUGAGGGACAGAGGAGGACUUGGAGCGAUGGAAGACAGGCAUUCAGAGUCCAAGUUUGGCCGUGGUGGAGCCUGCCCUCUGCUGGUCAUGUACUGUAACGACAUGGACUGCCUGUGAAGACAGAGGAUGGCUUUUAGAUACAGUGUAUUCAUGUCAUUGGUUGGCACGCAUUUGUGUGUGCCUAUGUGAGUGUAUGUGUCGGUGAAAGAGUGGUGAAAAUGUUUACGGAGGUGUUUUGAAUGAGGAGGCGUGUGAGAGCGUGUCUCCCAAGUGUCUGAGGUGGGCAAGGCAUGUGUCACUGUGCACACAGCACCUUUUUAUGAUUUCUGCUUCAGUUUGACCCAUGGUCUAUUUUAGCAGGAGAUAUAUAGGGAAAAAUUAUACAUUAUAAAAAAAAAAUUCCACAGAUUUAAACUUGCCCUAUUUUCUUUAUUCAUGUUGGUCCACUCACCUGUUGAUAGAUAAAAUUCCUUUAAAAGAAGAAAUAUGGUAGGUGGUCUGUGAUGGCGUUACCAAUGAGUUUCAUAUUUGUGAAUGAGUGUAUGUGACUUUUUGCUAGAUAGAGGAAUUGUGACGUUUUGGUUAGAAGGCACAUGUGCCUGUGCGUGUGUGUUGGAGUGUGUGUGAGACUGUGUUUGUCUCAGUUGAUUGAACUUGUGUUUCAAUUCUUCUGGAAAUCUCUAUGGCUCAGUAUAUGGUAUAUUUGAUUAGCUGCCAUUCUGAAGGGUCCAUUGUACACAUUUAUGUCCGAAAUUCUCAGCUGCAAGCCUUUUACACAAAAUGUGCCUGUUGCUGGAGUAAAAAGAGAUUUAUUUGUUUUAUAGUUUUCUGAAUCCCCCUCCUUCCCCAUUAUUUCCAUUUUCCAUGUUGGCUGCUACAGCCCUACAGACCUCAGAUAACUAAAUACUUUAACAAAAAAACCAAAAAAUAGUACAUUUUGAAUUAAAAUCACUUCUAUUAAAAGCACAAGGCAUUUGCUGAGAAUUUCUGAUACGAAUGUGUCCUGUGCCCAGGUUCUUUGUGAAUAUUGUUAAUAGAAUAUUUUGUAAUAUUUGACCAUUGUUUGGCAGAAACAGUGAAGCUGUCUUCUUGUUCUCUUUCUCUUUCUCCCUCAGUCUGUCUUUCUCUUUUCCUCACUCUCCUCUCACUCUUUCUUGUUGUUGUCCUGUUGUAUCCUUACCUCCUGUGUGAACAACAGUAUGCUUUCAAUAGUCUUUAUAGCUGUCAACGUUCUUUCUUCCUCUAAACUCAGCGGGCAUUUUUCAAAGUUGUUGAGUAUGUGUACUCUAUGUGGUUAGGAAACUUGGUGUUUGUACUUUUUGUCCUCCUUGGUGUUUCAAAGGAUUUCAUUUACUUUAUCUUCUGGAGAACUGAAACAGGAAAGCCUGUUGUAACAAUGACCACGGAGAUACAGAGGACACAGGAUGAGCCAUCCACAGAUCUCUACCAACAAAAACACUUGCUAUUCUGUCUGUUCUCUCGACUCACAGCCCCAACAUUUAACUUUAGAAUUACCUGUCAUCAAAUCCUAUCAAAGUUGAUCUUUGUGAAUAUGGACGGUGACGUUUUUUCUCUGCUAACCUGCUAUCUGGUACCUUCGUGUUGGCCUUUUUAUCUUGAAUGUCUUUCAACAGCUACACAGACAGUUAGGUCUGGUUUUAGGCGGUUGAUAUCGCUGGUGUGGUUUCUCUAAUGCUGGGGGGAGCAGCUUCAGUCGCAGCAGACUAAGCCCCCACUUCUGCUCUGCAUCUAUGAAAUAUGAUGUUAACCAAGAGCACACAGACAGGGCUAGAAAGGCAUUAAUAUAAGAGCAUAUUUUCCAUAUCAGCGAAGAGCAUAUUUCAAAAGCAAUACAGGAAUUGGUCCAAUAUUAUGUCUGCCCACAUGUAGCUGUUGACAAACAUUUUUGUUGUUUCUUUUUUCUGUUUAAAUAGACUAAAAACUGUCAAAUUAUCAGCAAAAUGUAUAAUGAUCUUUUACAAAAUGUAUUUGAUUAUCUUAAUAUGGAGCCAUCUCAAAGGCUUAACCAGUUUAAUACAUGCAUUUGUUCUAAGACAUUUACUUAGAUUAAUAUUAGACAAUAUGGGUGAAAAUAUAUAGCAUAAUUAAUAGCCUAUCAGUGCAUAACUACACAAGACUCUGAGGUCCCUUAGAAUCCUGUUGUGCUUUAGUUCCCUCUGAUCCAGAUGUAAGUACCCCCCAAAAGAAGCCAAAAAUAUUCUACAGCAACCUCUGAUAUUCCUAUGAGAGAACUAGUACUAUUGCUGGUCAUUUUAUUACUGUACACAGUGGCACCAGCUGCCUAGAUCCAUUUAUAGAGUGUAGUGAAUCUGUGCACAAAUUAACUUGAAAAAAAAAAGAAGACAAGCACAGACACACAGAGCUUUUUCAGUGUAAUUUUAAAAGAGGGGUCCAAGACAUUGACUUCAUAUUCACAGCAUGAAGUCUGACAUUUAGAAAAUAUUGAAAACAACACCAAGGGUAUGACAUAGGUAAUGGCAGGAAUGAGGUUCCCUGUAUUGUUUGUUGCUAGGACAGUGAUUAAGUGUGUUAUUUACUGCUUCCAGGUACAAAACAGGCUGUUUUGUGUCGGCUGCACUUUCAAAUGACACCGUUUGAAUUAUUAUGUUAGCAUAUUUCCGCUCUAAGUGUCAAGUGAUUGCAUUUUGAUUUACAAACAACAAAAACAGAGGUCUUUGAUUGUGUUUGUCUCUCUUUCGCUGUUAUGUACUCUUUUUUUCAGGGCUCAGUCAGUUUUCCUCUUUGCUUUGCCCUCCUAUGCCACAUGUCGUUGUUGAGACUACUGCUGUGCGUAUCUUGUCAGGUGUUGGAUAUUAUUUAUGACCUUGUCUUGUGUCUCAACUGUGAAACGCCUGAUAAAACAUCUAUAUCUGCCACAAAUACAAACUCUGCGGGCUGUCUUCUUCACCUGCCUCCAAAUCAGUGUGUGUGAUAGUGUGUAAAAAAGGUAGCAGGUUGUGCAUAUUUAGUUCUCUUUGUGUUUUUAUGUCCCAAAAGUGCAAUACAUGUGACCACAAUGUUG